GAACGAGCCUCGAUCGCACUUCUCAAGAUGGUCGUGAUAAUAUAAACGUGCCGCUUCAACAUGUCAACAGCGAGCAGGCCAGUGGUGAAGACAGCCAAACACUUCAGGAAACCCUCCUGCAUGGGCAGGACCUCAGAUAUGCACAGGCCGCUCUCAUCUACAAACGAAACGACGGAACGCAACAGCAAGAAGGGCUUCGAGAUAAUGUUGCCAUGGCAUCAUCCAGGUUUCCUGAUUGGAACCGUCUACGGCCUAAGUACAUGGGCGUAGUUGUUCAAGAUGAACAUAGGAGUCUACGAGAACCUGAUAACACACUGUCUCACGUUCCUUUUCGGCAGAUCAACCAGGAGCUUGCAAAUCCUAAACUCGACAGUCCGCAACUGCUAGUUGAUGCCGUACCCGGCAGUCCUUGGUCAGGUUUCUCUUUUCACCAGAUGGCGGACGAGGAAUUACUCAAUUCCAUGGAGAUUACGGAGUCAGCGGACGACGCGCUGCGUCAUGGGCUCCCCGCAUGCAUGCUGGAUAUGGUUGCCUUGCAACAAUCCACCACAUCCCAUCAUGCGAUCGCUGUUGCUGGUAACCCGCUCAACAGUUCCAAUGGCCGAGACAUACUCAGGGACAGUGGUUAUCGCAAACUUGACCGAGCUUGGCAGCAGCGAAACCUCGAUGACUGGGGUUCGGUCUCUCAUCCGUGGGAAGACACUCCUUGGACUUCGAGUGCUGUUCGGUUGUCGCUAUCGAAUGCAUUGAACCCAACUGAAUUUGUAUGUCCUGCGACAAGUGGAGGUGACCCUCUGUUGAUGGAGAUGGACCAAUGGGACACCGGACCUAAUAUGCUAUCCAGCGGCGUAAACGAAUGGGAAGAGGGGCAAAUGGGAUCAGCUGUGGAAUGCUUUCCAAUUGAUGAGAUGGAGGCCUCAACUGAUUGUGGUUUAAAAGGUCCUUCCCUACCUACUGCUGAGGACCGACAUUCUAGGUCACCCUGGAGCGGCUUCUUU
This is a messenger RNA of Laetiporus sulphureus 93-53, 998 nucleotides long. RefSeq lists its product as uncharacterized. The record is from RefSeq and is a predicted model, not a curated record. The transcript has 2 exons. Lineage: Eukaryota; Fungi; Basidiomycota; Agaricomycetes; Polyporales; Laetiporaceae. The annotation marks the transcript as partial.